Molecule: messenger RNA, 2516 nt
Organism: Cajanus cajan (pigeon pea)
Lineage: Eukaryota; Viridiplantae; Streptophyta; Magnoliopsida; Fabales; Fabaceae
Source: RefSeq, a predicted model, not a curated record
AUGGAGAACACAAAAACGCACAACACCGGGAAGUGGAAACACCAUUUUCAAUCUCCAAAUCAAGGUUUAAACGAGGGACAAUGGGAUUCCCGUUAUGUCAUUCGAGUCUCACGGGAGAGGAGGCGAAAAGUUGAAAAGGGUGGUAACAAUGAGAGGGAUCGUCGUGCGCGUCAUGAUUUGGAGGAAGAAGAUGAUAGGGGGUUUGCCAGGAAAUUGGAGAGGGAUAGGAGGCAUAGAGUUGAAAAGGAUGGGGACAAUGAGAGGAACCAUAGGGAAAAGGAUGCGAACAAGCGGCAAGAAGAAAGUAGGAAGAGAGAGGAUGGAAAUGGAAGAAUGGUUGAAGAUGCAAAUGCUCGACGACAGACAACAGUCCUGAAUGGUGAUGCGUCUAAUUUGGGAAAGAGAGGAGGUGGUUACAUUCCCCCAUUUAAGAUGGCAAUGAUGAUGAAAGAAGUUCAGGAUAAAAGUAGUGUAGAGUAUCAAAGGUUAACAUGGGAUGCUUUGAGAAAGAGCAUAAAUGGGCUUGUAAAUAAGGUUAAUGCAACUAAUAUAAAAAAUAUAAUUCCGGAAUUGUUUUCGGAAAACUUGAUCAGGGGAAGGGGACUCUUUUGUCGGUCAUGUAUGAAGUCACAGAUGGCAUCUCCAGGAUUUACGGAUGUUUUCGCUGCCUUGGUUGCUGUCGUUAAUACCAAGUUUCCUGAGGUGGGGGAUCUUUUGCUAAGAAGGAUUGUUUUGCAGCUUAAGAGAGCUUAUAAGCGGAAUGACAAGCCUCAAUUACUAGCAGCUGUUAAAUUUAUAGCGCAUCUGGUGAAUCAGCAAGUGGCUCACGAGAUCAUUGCUCUAGAGUUACUCACAGUUUUACUCGAGAAACCUACUGAUGACAGUGUUGAAGUAGCUGUUGGUUUUGUCACAGAAUGCGGUUCAAUACUGCAGGAUCUCUCACCUAAAGGUCUUCAUGGUAUCUUUGAGCGUUUUCGUGGAAUUCUACAUGAAGGAGAAAUUGACAAACGUGUUCAGUUUCUUAUUGAAGGCUUAUUUGCAAUAAGAAAAGCCAAGUUUCAGGGCUAUCCUGCUGUUCGUCCUGAACUAGAUCUUGUAGAGCAGGAAGAUCAGUUAACUCAUGAAGUCUCCUUGGAUGAGGAGAUAGAUCCAGAGAUUUCCCUUGAUAUAUUCAAGCCAGACCCCAAUUUUCUGGAGAAUGAGAAGCGUUACGAGGAGUUGAAGAAAUCAAUGCUGGGUGAGGAUGAGGAAUCUGAGGAUGAUGAGGAAGGCUUGGAUGGUGAGUCAGAUGAUGACGACGAUGAUGAUGAUGAAGAUGAUGAAGAGGAAGAAGAAAAGAUGCAAAUUAAAGAUGAAACAGAGACAAAUCUUGUCAAUCUUCGAAGGACAAUAUACUUAACAAUUAUGUCUAGUGUUGAUUUUGAGGAAGCUGGUCACAAGCUGCUGAAAAUUAAGCUAGAGCCAGGUCAAGAGAUGGAAUUGUGCAUUAUGCUUUUGGAAUGUUGCAGCCAAGAGAGAACUUAUCUCCGAUAUUAUGGUCUUCUGGGGCAGCGUUUCUGCUUGAUCAACAAAGUACAUCAAGAAAAUUUUGAGAAGUGCUUUGUGCAGCAGUACUCAAUGAUUCACCGACUGGAAACGAAUAAACUGCGAAAUGUGGCAAAGUUCUUUGCUCAUUUACUUGGCACAGAUGCACUACCUUGGCAUGUUUUAUCAUAUAUACGCUUGACUGAAGAGGACACAACUUCAUCUUCACGUAUAUUUAUUAAGAUUCUCUUCCAGGAAUUAUCAGAACAUCUUGGAAUUCGGCUGCUAAAUGAGCGGUUAAAUGAUUCAACAAUGCAAGAGUCUUUUGAAUCCAUAUUUCCAAAAGACAAUCCAAAAAACACAAGGUUUUGCAUUAACUUCUUUACAUCUAUUGGUCUUGGUGGUCUUACUGAGAACCUACGCGAGUAUUUGAAGAAUAUGCCGCGGCUAAUCAUGCAACAACAGAAACAAGUUUCGGAAUCUGAAUCAGAUGAAGAGUCAGGGAGUUCUGAUUCAUCAGAUUCAGGAACAGCCAGUUCAGAGUCAGACUCGGCAAGUUCUGAUGAAAGUGACAGUGGGAGUGGCAGAAAACGAAGAAAGCGGAGGAGAAAGUGAAGCAAUUUUAUGCUAUUGUUGAGGAUACUUGCAUCACAAAACUGUUAUUGAAUUUCCAUGGUUUCUCAAUCUUUAAAUCACAAAACUAACUAGCCUUUUUUAUGUAUUGUGAAAGGAAUUAGUGGGUUCUGCUGGUUGAGAUGUUGAGAUUGUUUCAUGGAUUUGUUUAAUUUUGUUCUUAAGUUUGUAUUUUCGUUAAACUAUGGCCUUGACUAUUUUAAAAUGUAACUUUAUCUAAACAUCUGUAACAUUCAGGAGGCAUAGGUGGAGUUAAUAUUCUUUGGAAGGGUGUACUAUUGGUGUUCAUAUAGAUGACUUUUGUUUUAAUUUUUGAUUUCUCGGUUUUAAUGAACUCCUUCCUGAGUGGUUUUGUAGAA